Messenger RNA from Neopsephotus bourkii (Bourke's parrot), 1599 nucleotides. It is a transcript of the gene IDH2, whose product is annotated as isocitrate dehydrogenase (NADP(+)) 2. The coding region runs from base 58 to 1392 and encodes 444 amino acids. NCBI's taxonomy places the organism in Eukaryota, Metazoa, Chordata, Aves, Psittaciformes, Psittacidae. The record is from RefSeq and is a predicted model, not a curated record. The transcript is spliced from 11 exons. Gene Ontology annotation, cellular component: mitochondrion. Gene Ontology annotation, molecular function: NAD binding; isocitrate dehydrogenase (NADP+) activity; magnesium ion binding. Gene Ontology annotation, biological process: isocitrate metabolic process.
GAGCAAUCGCGUCCCCGCUUCCCCACUGCCGCCGUGUCCGCCCCGUCGCGCCCCGCCAUGGCCGCCCGUUACCUCCGCGCUGCCCCGGUGCUGAGCCGCUUGGUUCGCUGCCCCCUCCCCGCCGCUUCCGUGGGGCAGCACCGGCACUAUGCCGACAAGCGGAUCAAGGUGGCCAACCCGGUGGUGGAGAUGGACGGGGACGAGAUGACGCGGAUCAUCUGGGCCUUCAUCAAGGACAAGCUCAUCCUGCCCAACGUGGACGUGCAGCUGAAGUAUUUUGACCUGGGGCUGCCGCACCGGGACAAGACGGAUGAUCAGGUCACCAUCGACUCGGCGCUGGCCACCAAGAAGUACAGCGUGGCUGUCAAGUGUGCCACCAUCACACCGGAUGAGGCCCGGGUGGAAGAGUUCAAGCUGAAGAAGAUGUGGAAGAGCCCCAAUGGCACCAUCCGGAACAUCCUGGGGGGGACGGUGUUCCGGGAGCCCAUCGUCUGCAGGAACAUCCCGCGCCUGGUGCCCGGCUGGACCAAGCCCAUCACCAUCGGCCGGCAUGCGCACGGUGACCAGUACAAAGCCACCGACUUCGUGGUGGACAAGGCCGGGACGUUCAGGAUGAUCUUCACGCCCAAGGACGGCAGCGGCGCGAAGGAGUGGGAGGUGUUCAACUUCCCCGGCGGCGGCGUGGGCAUGGGCAUGUACAACACAGACGAGUCCAUCUCAGGCUUCGCCCACAGCUGCUUCCAGUACGCCAUCCAGAAGAAGUGGCCUCUCUACCUGAGCACCAAGAACACCAUCCUCAAGGCCUACGAUGGCCGCUUCAAAGACAUCUUCCAGGAGAUCUUCGAUAAGCACUACAAGACCGAGUUCGACAAGCUGCAGAUCUGGUACGAGCACCGGCUCAUCGAUGACAUGGUGGCCCAGGUCCUCAAGUCCUCCGGGGGCUUCGUCUGGGCCUGCAAGAACUACGAUGGGGACGUCCAGUCGGACAUCCUGGCCCAAGGCUUUGGGUCCCUGGGGCUCAUGACCUCGGUGCUGGUGUGUCCGGAUGGGAAGACCAUCGAGGCCGAGGCGGCCCACGGCACCGUCACCCGCCACUACCGGGAGCACCAGAAGGGGCGACCCACCAGCACGAACCCCAUCGCCAGCAUCUUCGCCUGGACGCGCGGCCUGGAGCACAGGGGGAAGCUGGACACUAACCCUGAGCUGAUGAGGUUCGCCCAGACACUGGAGAGGGUGUGCGUGGAGACAGUGGAGAGCGGGACGAUGACAAAGGACCUGGCUGGCUGCAUCCACGGCCUGGCCAAUGUGAAGCUGAACGAGCACUUUGUGAACACCACCGACUUCCUGGACGCCAUCAAGAACAACCUGGACAAGGCCCUGGGCAAGAAGUAGGGACCGGGGCACCCGGCCCCGCUGCUGCGGCGUGGAUGGAAGCGGCGCCUCCAGCCUGGCCCCGCAGCUCAGGGACACCUCAACCCCUUUUGUAAGCGGUUUUCUUACCAGUGUUCAUAAAGCUUUUCUAGCAGGGAUGUGUAGGACCGGGGUGCCCGCAGUGUCUCGUGUACCCCCCGGGCCAGCAGCCAUUAAACACCUCACCCC